This is a messenger RNA of Vanrija pseudolonga, 586 nucleotides long. Its product is annotated as Pepsin A. The record is from RefSeq and is a predicted model, not a curated record. The transcript is spliced from 2 exons. Gene Ontology annotation, molecular function: aspartic-type endopeptidase activity. Gene Ontology annotation, biological process: proteolysis. The coding region runs from base 89 to 586 and encodes 165 amino acids. NCBI's taxonomy places the organism in Eukaryota, Fungi, Basidiomycota, Tremellomycetes, Trichosporonales, Trichosporonaceae.
CAACCUCGGCCUGGCCUGGUACCAGCUGGGUAUUCAGAAACCGCUCUGGCUGAGCCUCGUCGACGGAUGGCAGGACAAGCGCUUCAGCAUGUACUUUGCCAGGCAGAAUGACUCGGCGUUCGCCCCGCCAAGCUUCCGAUCUCAGAAUGGGGGCGUCCUCACCCUGGGAGGACUCAACACCGACCUGUUCGUCGGGGAGAUCAACUACAUCCCUUUGUCACGAUCGACGGUCCGUAACAACUCUCACUUCUUCUGGGAGAUCCCACUCGAUCAUGCCGAGUACGGCGGGCGCCAGUUCAGUAUGAGCACAGUUGCCAUCGUCGACACGGGCAACCCGUUCUCAACAGUACCCGCCGAUCUGUUCAGGGCCAUCUACGGAUCGCUCCCGGGUGCUGUUCUCUCUAAGACGGAUGAAGGUCGUUACACCUUCCCCUGCAGUUCAGCAGACGCCCAGCUUCGGCCCCUGACGGUGACGCUCAAUGGCCUCCAGUACACCAUCCCUCCCGAAGACCUGGCCUUCCGUACCUCAGCGUCCAGCGAGACGUGCAUAUCUGGACUCGAUCCAAUGGAUGAUAGAUACCCGUGA